Messenger RNA from Benincasa hispida (wax gourd), 1359 nucleotides. RefSeq names its product polypyrimidine tract-binding-like protein. The record is from RefSeq and is a predicted model, not a curated record. NCBI's taxonomy places the organism in Eukaryota, Viridiplantae, Streptophyta, Magnoliopsida, Cucurbitales, Cucurbitaceae.
ACAAAAUCCCUUUCUCUCUCCUACCUCUCACUCUCUCUCUCUAAACUCAUACUCAGAGAUUCUCAUUUCCAUUUUUUUCCAUCCCGCAAAAUCUCCAAUUCCCAUUAUCAAACCGAUAACCAAAUCAAAACCCAGAAUCAAAGACGGCAUGGUCAAGCUAGUUUCCGCCAGGGAUUUCAGAGUGUACGGCCCUCGGCCGGUCCGGAACCGGGCGGAGUACAUCAAUGCCGGCCUCUACUUGUUCGCCACUGUUCUUCUUCUUGGGGGCUUCGUUGCUCAGCUUUCCCGAGAACCCAUGUCCGGUUUGGCUCUAAUUCUGUUCGCCACUGCCCUAAUUACGAUCGUUAAUUUGCACGAUCUCUUCGCCCAUCUCGCCGGAAUUGAUUACCGGUUGCCGCUGCUUGUUCAGUAUGAUGCACAGCUUCUUUUUGUGGAAUUUUCGGUUCCGUUUCUUCAGGCGAUUGGGUCGUUGCUCUUGUCUUUGGGUGCUCUGUUUCUUCUAAUUCAGGAACAAAAGGGACAUGAUUAUUACAAACUAGAAAAGCAUGCUUCGAAUAUGCUUAUCGCGGGUCCUGCCUUAUGGAUGCUUGGAUCAAUCCUUAACUCAUGCCAAAUCUAUGAGAGGGCCGAUGGGCAUGUUCAAAUCUUGCAACAGAGUGUCCAUAUUCCAUUUUUAAUUGGAAGCUUGCUGUUCUUCGUUGCAGCAGUACUCAAUAGAUAUGAGCAGGCCAAGUUAGCCCAUCACGGACUCAGACUUCUGGGUAAAAACUGGGUUUGGUUAGGUAUCUUUGGGAGCUUAUCACUCUUGUUAGGCGGAUUGUCAAAUGUGCUUAAGGUGUUCAAGAUGCAGCAGUUUGAGGGACUGCGACUUGAAAAGCUUCGUGGAGGGGCAAAUGAACGGCUUCUCGAAGAGAGAGAAGGCAGGAUUCCCCUAAUUCUAGAGGAUCAGGGGAGGAGAAAACGACAUGUCGAUGAAGAGAAAGGAAGGGAAGCCAGAUCGACCCCUUAUAAAGACGUCCUCGUAGGCCAAUCUUCCUGAACUUCUUUUUCCCUCUUCCACUUCCAUGCCUGACCCCUGCAACUGCACUUGAUCAGGCUCUGCAAAGUACCUCUUGUUACAGAAUAUUGUGUGCAUUUGCAUAUAAAAUUUAUGAGAUUAUGAUUGAUGUGUAUGUUUAUAGAAGUUCAUAGAAUAGACAUUGUUGAUAUAUUUGAUGUCUGAUCUCUUGUUUGGUUGUUUCUGUUUGGACAUUGAACUUAACUGUCAUUGUGAUGUGGAUAGACUGGUCAGAAGGAUGGGUUUAAGUUUAACCGACUCUUGAAAUAGUGGGGAGUGUUUUUAUCUGCAUAGAUAGUGUA